AUGGGUGCCCUCAGGAAAGUCAAGAACAAGCGUCGCACGAGAGACUACGACCAAGUCCUCGCAGAUAUCAAGACCCCCCGUCACCUGCAGAAAUACAAGGAUUCAAAGGAUGUAGAGGAACUUCCUGGGCUGGGCAAGCACUACUGCACAGAAUGCUCAAAGUGGUUUGAGAGCGAGUACAACCUCAAGGGACACACCAAGGGCAAGAACCACAAGCGGAGACUUCGCAUCCUGCGCGAUGAGCCUCACAGCCAAGAACUUGCCGAGCGUGCCAUCGGACUGGGUUUGGUCGACAAUGGCAAGCGGGCAGAAAACCCCGACGUGAUGACCGAGUGA
Molecule: messenger RNA, 336 nt
Organism: Penicillium paradoxum
Lineage: Eukaryota; Fungi; Ascomycota; Eurotiomycetes; Eurotiales; Aspergillaceae
Product: putative C2H2 finger domain protein
Exons: 3
Coding region: 1-336 (111 amino acids)
Molecular function (GO): nucleic acid binding; zinc ion binding
Source: RefSeq, a predicted model, not a curated record